Messenger RNA from Carya illinoinensis, 1490 nucleotides. Its product is annotated as bromodomain adjacent to zinc finger domain protein 2B-like. The transcript is spliced from 3 exons. Bases 162 to 1292 code for a protein of 376 amino acids. Lineage: Eukaryota; Viridiplantae; Streptophyta; Magnoliopsida; Fagales; Juglandaceae. The record is from RefSeq and is a predicted model, not a curated record.
UUCAAAGACAUCUAUUUUUCGUCGUUCUUUUUUAAUCCAGUUUUCUUCCGUUCUUUCUCUCUAUUCUGUUCCUUUUCCGAUCUCUGACCUUUUCCGGUCAAAUCAGGGCAACAAAUUAGUCAGUUCUCCGGAGACUCUUUUCUUGAUACAAAUCAAAUCCAAUGGAGACCCCAUCAUCAACCAGAAGAGUCACAAGGUCCCAGGCUUUGGCUUCUCAUGUAAACUACGACAACAAUAGCAGCGGCAUUCCCAUCUCAAGGAAGAUUGAAGAUUCUGAAAUCUCAAAAUCGAGGCAAAGAAAAGUGAAACAACAAGAAGAUCGGUCGGCGCUGAUUGAUAUAACUAAUGACUCUCCGAUAGUUGGGCUUGCGAUGGGGAGCUUGGAGACCCCAUCAUCAGCCAUAGCCAAGCUAAGGAGCAGCCGAGCCAAUAAUAAAACGCCUGGGACGGGAGAGGCCUUACUUAGGGGUCAGGUCAAGACCCUCUUGCAGAGGGUGGAAGAAGAGGCUGAGCUUUCGAAGAUCUCGCUGGAAAGCCGUCCCUUUAUUCAUCUCAAAGGCUUUGUAAACUCACCGGCCGGACUUCUUGCCCCAACCCCGGCGAACACCCCCCAAAUAUCAAGUCUCUCUAGCAACAACGGUGAUUUGGCUUCUGCUGUGCCGUCUCCUGUUGUCGAAGAACAAUUGAUUUCUCAGGUUAUCAGUAAUAUAUUCGACGGAAAGAAGCAAGAGAGUCUUGAAACCGAAAAGAUUCUGAUAACGAGGUCAUUACUGCUGGAUUUCUCUGAGAAGUCUGAAAACUCUGAUUCAUCAGAGUGUACCUCAGGGCUUAGUUACCAAGCGGGAGGAGGAGAGAGUUAUGACAAAGAGAAGUCAUGGGCUGAAGAUGAUGACGCUUCAGUCUGGUCUAUCCAGGUCAAUGCAAGUAGUACCCAUGAUGAAGAUGAGGAAGAAGGAGAAGAAGAAAGCUAUUAUGAUGAAGAAGAAGACGAUGAAAUUGAUCAGGAAGAAGGCGAUGAUGAUGAUGGAGGACUGGUGGAUGAACUGUGUGAGGGAAUUAGCAACAUUUUCGUGGAUGGUAGUAGUAAUGAGAAGAGAAUUGCUCCCAAGUUUGAAGGAAAACACACGAGGUUUGUAUACGACAGUGAAGAUGAGCUUGUUGGAGCAGAAGAGGAGUGUGCGAAAAAGAGUGAGGAUUCACCGAGUAAACUGCGGUUGAAGGGCUUGCCCACACCAAAAGGGAAGCACCUGCGUUUCCCAGUGCACGAGGAGGAAGGAGGAGAAGAUAACUGAAGUGCUGCUGGAGGCUUUUUUUUUUUUUUUAAAUGAUGAUUGCUAAGGCUGGCUGGCUGUCUUUCUUGACACCAAAACCAUAUUUGGGGAUAUUUGUAGGCUUUUUUGUUCUCCUUUCGACUUGAAGGCUGGUUAUAAAUUUUUCUUAUUGUUCGGGAUUUUGCGGAUGUUUGAAUAAAAAAAGUUCACUCCAUCAAA